GAAAAUAAUGCCACAAAGAAGUGAGGAGUCGGGUUGUUCACACACGGAUGGAUUCAGGGUGAACACCCUGUCAAAAAACAGGCCACGCGCUUGACGAAACUUAACUUUUUCUUUCAAUAUAAAUGUAUUACUUGUGAUAGAUAUGACGGAAAUGUUUUCAACUCUGUUCGGGCAAAACGAAGCUCAGGGACCUCCCGGCUCGUCGUCUCUGGGUUUCGGACCAGGGAAGCCUCCGCCGCCUGUGCCGCAAAAUCAAGCCUCUAUGGCGGGGCAGAUGCCACCGCAGCUCGGGGAUGAAGGGCCUGCCCUGCGGAAGCCCGGAGCCAUGAAUGAACCUUUCUACUUACUGCGAGAGCUUCCUGUGGGAAACGAGUUAACGGGCAACACCAACCUCAUCACUCACUACAACCUGGAGCACGCCUACAACAAAUUCUGUGGGAAAAAGGUGAAGGAGAAGCUCAGCAACUUCCUGCCAGAGUUACCAGGUAUGAUCGACUGUCCGGGCACUCAGGACGGCAGCUCGUUGCGCUCUCUGAUCGAUAAGCCUCCAGUGUGUGGGAACUCCUUCAGCCCGUUGACAGGCGCUCUGCUCACAGGCUUCAGACUACACACAGGACCACUACCAGAACAGUACAGACUGAUGCACAUACAGCCUCCAAAGAAGAAGAGCAAACACAAGCACAAACACCACCGACUACAGGACCCGUUACCACAAGAAACUCCAUCAGACACUGAUCCCAAGAAGAAGAAGAAGAAAAGGGACGACGAUCCUGACCGCAAGAAAAAGAAGAAAGACAAGAAAAAGAAGAAGAACCGCCACAGUCCCGACCACCCCGGCCUCGCUGGAUCACAACCCAACAGCAACAGCCUCAGAUAGACAAGAGCCCACUGUGUGCAUGCCGGCGUUUGAGCGUGUGUGAGACUGUGCAUUUUGUAAGAGGAUGCGUGUGUGUGUUUUACAGAUAAUUGUAUUAUUGGGAGUAUGUUUUAAUGAGAUGAAUCAAGUAAUGCAAAUGGUUGUAUGAUGCGUGUGAGAGUGAAAGGAGCAGCGACACAGUUGAUGUGUGUGAUGAUGUAAAGACAUGUUACAGAGCAGUGUACAAGGCAGAGACGAGCUGAGUGGUGUUAUGGAUGACUGAGCAGGCACUGUAUGUAUGUCCCUCUUUGAUUUUGUUGUGAUAUCUUUUGACCAUAUUGCCAAAAUCAAAUAAACUUUUGGUUAUUAUCUUUG
Anarrhichthys ocellatus (wolf-eel) is the source of this 1231-nucleotide messenger RNA. RefSeq names its product mediator complex subunit 19a (gene med19a). The coding region runs from base 143 to 877 and encodes 244 amino acids. The record is from RefSeq and is a predicted model, not a curated record. Gene Ontology annotation, molecular function: transcription coregulator activity; transcription factor binding. Gene Ontology annotation, cellular component: mediator complex. The transcript has 6 exons. NCBI's taxonomy places the organism in Eukaryota, Metazoa, Chordata, Actinopteri, Perciformes, Anarhichadidae. Gene Ontology annotation, biological process: positive regulation of transcription by RNA polymerase II.